AGAAAAUCAUGGCCGACAAUAUGUUUCCUCGAUAAGAUUGUAACAGUUCUUAGACCAAAAUUCCUUUGUUUUCGUCAUGUCUUCAAGCGAAAAAUACAUCAGUAAGAUCAAGAAGAAACUUUCGUCGAGUGAUCUUGAAGAAAAAAAGAUUCUCAAAUAUUUACGACAUCUAGAGGAUGUAGAAGUUAAUGUUGAGAUUCUUAAGAAUACUGGAAUAGGGAAGCUUGUGAAUGGAUUAAAAAAAUAUGAAGGCAUUGUGGGAGAUGCUGCAAGCAGUCUUGUAUUGAAAUGGAAAACUACAGUUACUAAACAACAAGAAAGUCCAACACAAGAAAAUACCUCAUCUAGUAAAUCAUCAAAGAAUUCACUAUUGAACAGUGAAAUUCAUGAAAGUAAACGAACAGAAAGGAAAACAAGUGAAAAGUACAAUCAAGACAGCUGCAAUAAGAAGGAAGAGUCAAAGGCUAAGAUCAAGGGACCAAGCCUCCAGCUCUGUGAUAUUUCAUUUGGUUGUGAAACUUUACCAAACAAGGAAACAAGCAGACCCAAAAAGAAACACAAAUCAAGUACACCUGCAUCCUCAUCAUCAACAACAUCAAGAGAAAACCACAACAAAUACAAUAAUGACUAUUCUAGCUCUCUUCUUCCUCCUUUACCAACUGUUGCAAGUGUCAAUGAAGCUCUUUUACCUGACAUCCAACCAACAUACAAACCAAGUAGGCUACCAGUAUUUGAUGAUUCUCCCUCCAAGAAAAAAAGAGGGGCAGAUAUUGAAGGUACUUAUCACCCUGUUCUACUCAAAUGUACUCCGCAACAAUUGCUACAUUUAGAGGAUUGUAACCCGGAAAUUACAGAGGAGUCAGAUGAUUUAUGGCAGACACAUUAUCGACGUGAAUUUAAAACAGAGAACCGACUUAAAGGCCUCUCGUGGCGGGAUUCUUACUUGGUAAAUAGACUCAUUAUGAUUAAUUAUUGAUCAUAAAUUCAUUAUUAUCAUUAUUAUCAGGCAAAACAUGAAGAACGAGAAGAACGGUUAAAGAAAAUCAAUGCAAAAAUAUCUGCCUCCCAAGCUGCUAAAAGACCAGAGCGUCAAGUGAAGUUAGCUUACGUGGAGACUAUAGCCAAACCACCUCCACAAAUUCGCAGGAAACAAGCAAAGUUUGGUACUGCUCAUGGUGCUGCAGGAAAUGAAGUACCAUCAAAUGCAAUCUCACCAAUCAAACAUAAAUCAAAUCAUCAUAAACCAAUUCACACAUCAAAUCCUUCAAGACACAAUUACUCAUCAACACAUUCACAACCAAAUAACACAAGUUUGCAAUCAAGUCAAUCAACAAGUACUUCCUUACAAUCAAGUCAUAUAUCAACACAAUCAUCGGCAAUGUUAGCUCAACAAAGACGACCUGCAUCAGCUCCAUUACUAAAGAAAACAAUGAAGAUGUUUAAGAACCAAAGGUCAAUAAAUGGUGCUCAAAUCAAGAGAAGGUGAAUUCAAAGUCUGUGCAUUGAAGAAAUAGAGAUUAAAUUAAUGUGACUAUAUUUAUAUGACUGUGGAUUGCAUGGCUUUGAGAGAUUUUUAGGAUUUUCGAGGAUUGUCAUGCAAAAGAAGGCAUUUAUGUGGUGCCAUUUAUGUUAGUGUAUCAUGUUGCUGAAACUUGGGCAAAUAGUCUUGAAAUGACUGUGGAUACCGUUGCUGAUCAAUGUCAAGCAUACCUCCAACUGGGGAGGAAAAAGAAAUUAACAAGAAUGUUAUUCAUAAGACUAUUAAUUUAUUUAUAGACAUAAUGCAUGUCAGUAGAAAUUUAAUUAAUUAUAAUUGCUGAAUACUGCUUCAAUUUAAUAUUAUUUCAAUGUAAAUUAUUAGGAAAAUAAGGGAAUAAACCCACUGUUGUGGUUGGGAAUAAUUAGUAAAUAUAAAUUAUGAAUUAGUACAAGUUAAGGGGAUUAAUUUUAAACACUGUUUGAUAGUGACAGAAUGGAAUCACUGCACUACAGCAAUAAUGUUAUGUUGCACAGAUUUAGUGUUCAUACAAAUAAUGUUGCAUUGGGUUAUCAUAGACAUGUAAGUAAAAACCACUUUAAGAUGGAAAUCCUCCAAAGUCAGCAAAUUAGAUCACAUAAACCUUUUAAUUAUAAAUCACUGACAAUAAAAUAUACAAACAUAAGGGCAAUGUCACAUUAAUAAUGCAUUUAUAUGCCACUAUGUACUAUAUAAUUUAUAAUAAAAAUAAUUUUACAUUUAUAUACUUUAAACAAAUCAUAUAAAUGUUAUACAAUUUCCCCAAAUAAUUUCAUUUUACAUAUUAUUUAAAUCAUCCACUCAUAAUAAUUUAUAUUCAUAAUAGUCUCUAUUUUGCAUAGCCAGUUCUAGAGUCUUUUGUCUAUAAAAGUACAUAUAACUUCAAUGUUUCCCUGGAAACAAACUUGUCAGCACAAAUCAAUGAUACCAUUUUGAUUGACCAUACAUACUACAGCAAGAAUGUAACUUUGUCACAUAACAGCAGCUUGUAACAAGAGAAUCAUAUCACUGUAGGUUGUAACUGACCAAUCAUAUAAGUUACUACAAGAUGUAACUGACCAAUCACUAGACAACAAGAUCUAACUCUCCAAUCACCUCACAGGAUGAUGUAACUGACCAAUCACUACACAGCAAGAUGUAACUGACCCAUCACCUCACAGGAUUGUCACUUAAAAAUGUUUCAGAAUAGUGUUACUGUAACUGACUAGUAAUUAGAUCACAUUGAGUUGUCCAUAACAAACUUUGGGUCUACUUGUGCUACUUUAGCAGCAUAGAAUGCAUGCAUAACAGUCAGCACUUGCUGCAUAUUGGUGAACUCAAGUUCCUGAAAGGAAAAAAAUAAAAUAGGGAAUGCUUCUAUUUUUUAAGAAAUGCAUUUGACAACCUUGGUUAUAAUAAAAUGACCAAUUGGCUCUAAAUAUGACAUGGCUGAUUUACUGAAGCUGUGUACCUGUCUGUCAAAUGGUCCUGUCGGCAAUGGUGAAAAGAGAAGUAUGAUUUUCCUGUGUCCAUCAUCAGAUGACCCUCUGAGAUAGGAGAACCGGUAUUGCCAGAUUAACGUCUACCAAACAAAUAACUUAUCAAAAUACACCAAUGAAUAGGUGAUUUGCAUUAUGGCGUCAUUAACUACAACUACCACAAUGCUUUGCCCACUCUUUUUUGUAAUGCAAUUAUUGCCAAUUGUUUUACUAAAUCGCUAAAACAUCUGAAUAACAAUGAAAAUGCGCAAGGCGCUCUGGUAGUAAUUGUACUAGUAAAGUUAUGCCAUUAUGCAAAAAUAGCCUAUUGGAAUGUAGAAACAGUCAUAUGUCUUUUAAUAUUACAGUUACAAUAUUAAAUAGUCUUGGCAAAAUCAUGACAACCAUGUAGGAACAACAACAAUCAUAAAUUUCACUUACCCUGUCCUCUGCACUGUACAACCUUAAACCUCGUUUGAGAUCAAGAACCAAUUUGACUGCACGACCAUGCCACUUACCAGGGAAAGUCCGACACUGAAACAGAAUUAAUGAUUUGGUUUUAAUCUAGCUAAUAAUAGAUAUUCUAAAGUACAUGUACAUCAGGCAAGAUCAAAUCAGUGGAUUGAGAGUCCAAUGUGACUACUUUCCUAGCCUGAAUGACUAGAUCAAAUAAAUUGUAGUGUACAAGUCCA
Exaiptasia diaphana is the source of this 3665-nucleotide messenger RNA. Its product is annotated as elongin-A-like. The record is from RefSeq and is a predicted model, not a curated record. Gene Ontology annotation, cellular component: nucleus; elongin complex. NCBI's taxonomy places the organism in Eukaryota, Metazoa, Cnidaria, Anthozoa, Actiniaria, Aiptasiidae. Gene Ontology annotation, biological process: transcription elongation by RNA polymerase II.